Argentina anserina (silverweed cinquefoil) is the source of this 924-nucleotide messenger RNA. RefSeq lists its product as uncharacterized. The record is from RefSeq and is a predicted model, not a curated record. Gene Ontology annotation, cellular component: chloroplast thylakoid membrane. NCBI's taxonomy places the organism in Eukaryota, Viridiplantae, Streptophyta, Magnoliopsida, Rosales, Rosaceae. The coding region runs from base 372 to 770 and encodes 132 amino acids. The transcript is spliced from 2 exons.
GGGAUUUUUCAUAAUUUGAUGAUCCUUAUGUAUGUAGAUGGUCACUUUCCUGAAAUGCUUUCGCCUUUCCCUUUGCUCAUUUUUCUGCACAAGUUAUUGUCCCAGCCAGCUCCUAUUAGGUGUUUAGGCCCAAGGAACUGAACAAAGGGAGACUAGCAACUAGAUCUUUGACUAGAUUAGAGUUUGGGACCCAAGCCUUAUCUUUGAAUCCAUAGAAAUCUUUGAGUACUCUGAUGUGGCCUAAUGACCCUAUCCAUUCAGAAGGAACUGAAAUAUCUGUGGUUGCUGAAUACAAACCAUAAGCAUGUCAUUUUUAUACCCAACUCAACCCCUUCCUACCCCAGAAAUUGGAACAAACAGAUUUCUUUACAAUGGCGUCCUUGUCUUCUUCACCUCUGACUAUGCUUUCUGCAGAAACACUGAUGCAACCAACAUUAGUUGGUAGCCCCUUAGUAGGGUCAAGAGCUCAGUUAUGGAAGAGGACUGAGAAGAAGAAGAAGCGAGCAUUGACAGUAGUUGCAGUGGCUGGAGAUGUAUCAGCUGAUAGCACACCAUACUUGAUUGGCGGUGCUGCUCUUGUAGCUCUGGUUGGUACUGCCUUCCCAAUCCUCUUCUCCCGCAAGGACAUAUGUCCUGAAUGCGAUGGGGCAGGGUUCGUUCGGAAGUCGGGGGUGACCUUGAGAGCCAAUGCAGCAAGGAAAGACGAGGCUCAGAUUGUGUGUGCCAAUUGCCAAGGCCUUGGCAAGCUCAACCAAGUUGACAAAUCUUAGAGAGUUAGACCUCUCUUCCCCUUGUAAUUUUCUUGAACAUUUCUACUUCCUUACUCAUCUAUAAGUGCAAUAUUUACUUGAUCGAAUUGAUUUCUAUGCAUAAGGAUUUGCCAUGUUUCACUCUGAUAUAUAAAAAGAUCAGUACUUUUAUUCA